AUGAGGUUCCUUGUUGUGGGCUUUGCCGCCAUUCUGGCUGUAUCAGCGUUCCUUCCACACGCCUACGCCGAAGAUGAAAUUGAAAAUGCGCCGACUAAGGGAAGCAAAGAAGAAACCAGAGAAGAGGACACAAUCAAACUAGAUGGACUAUCUGUAUCCCAAAUCAAGGAGCUCCGAUCGAAGGCCGAAAAACACGAAUUCCAAGCUGAAGUCAACCGGAUGAUGAAGCUCAUUAUUAAUUCACUCUACAGAAACAAGGAGAUCUUCCUUCGUGAACUUAUCUCCAAUGCCUCUGAUGCUUUAGACAAGAUCCGACUUCUUUCUCUGACUGACCCAGAGCAGCUUCGUGAGACUGAAGAGAUGUCCGUUAAAAUUAAAGCUGAUCGUGAGAACCGUCUCCUUCACAUUACUGACACUGGAGUAGGAAUGACCCGUCAAGACCUCAUCAAUAACUUGGGAACAAUCGCUCGCUCCGGAACUUCUGAGUUCUUGUCCAAGCUCAUGGAUACUGCCACUUCUUCCGAUCAGCAACAGGAUCUUAUUGGACAAUUCGGAGUUGGAUUCUACGCAGCUUUCCUUGUUGCCGACCGCGUCGUCGUGACUACCAAGAACAAUGAUGAUGACCAAUACAUCUGGGAAUCUGAUUCAUCUAGCUUCACCAUAACCAAGGAUCCACGUGGAAACACCUUGAAGCGCGGUACCCAAAUCACACUCUACCUUAAGGAAGAAGCUGCCGAUUUCUUGGAGCCAGACACCCUCAAGAACUUGGUUCACAAGUACUCCCAAUUCAUCAACUUCGACAUUUUCCUCUGGCAAUCAAAGACCGAAAUGGUUGAAGAAGCAGUCGAAGAAGAACCAGCUACCACCGAAGAUGGAGCUGUUGAAGAAGAGAAAGAAGAGAAAAAGACCAAAAAGGUUGAGAAGACCACAUGGGAUUGGGAGAAGGUCAACAAUGUGAAGCCAAUCUGGAUGCGCAAGCCAAACCAAGUUGAAGAAGAUGAAUACAAACAAUUCUACAAGAGCAUCACCAAGGAUUCCGAGGAACCUCUGAGCCACGUUCACUUCAGUGCCGAGGGAGAGGUUUCCUUCAGAUCGAUUCUCUAUGUUCCAAAGAAGUCUCCAAAUGACAUGUUCCAGAACUAUGGAAAGAUCGUCGAAAACAUCAAGUUGUACGUUCGUCGCGUUUUCAUCACAGACGACUUCGCUGAUAUGCUCCCCAAGUACCUUUCUUUCAUUCGCGGAAUCGUCGACUCUGAUGAUCUCCCACUCAACGUUUCUCGUGAAAAUCUUCAACAGCAUAAACUUCUCAAGGUCAUCAAGAAGAAACUUGUUCGUAAAGUGCUCGACAUGCUCAAGAAACUUGAUGGAGCUCAGUUCGACGACUUCUGGAAAGAGUUCUCCACCAACAUCAAAUUGGGAGUUAUGGAGGAUCCAUCAAACAGAAUGCGCCUCGCCAAACUUCUUCGAUUCCAAUCUUCCAACGAUGACGAAAAGACCACGACUCUCGCUGCUUACGUUGAGAGAAUGAAGGAGAAGCAAGAUGCCAUUUACUACAUGGCCGGAACAUCUAGAAAGGAGGUUGAAACAUCUCCAUUUGUUGAAAGACUUAUUGCCAAGGGAUAUGAGGUUCUUUUCCUUACCGAAGCCGUCGACGAGUACUGUAUCCAAGCUAUGCCAGAAUACGAGUCCAAGAAGUUCCAGAAUGUCGCCAAGGAAGGAGUCAACAUUGAUGAUGGAGAGAAGGCUAAGGAAGCUCACAAGGCUCUCGAAGAGGAAUACAAGCCACUCACCGACUGGCUCAAGGAAACCGCCCUCAAGGAUCUUAUCGAGAAGGCUGUCGUUUCCCAACGUCUUGUGAAGUCUCCAUCUGCCCUUGUUGCAUCGUCUUACGGAUGGUCUGGAAACAUGGAGCGCAUCAUGAAGUCUCAAGCUUACGCUAAGGCUAAGGAUCCAACUCAAGAUUUCUAUGCUACUCAAAAGAAGACCUUUGAAAUUAACCCACGUCAUCCAGUCAUCAAGGAGCUUCUGAAGAGAGUAACUGCAUCGGAAGACGACGUUAUCGCUUCGUCAACUGCUAAGCUUCUGUUCGAGACAGCUACUCUUCGAUCAGGAUUCUCCCUUCAAGAUCAAGUUGGAUUUGCAGACAGAAUUGAAGCUGUUUUGCGCCAGUCUCUUGAUGUCUCUCAAGACGCUCAAGUUGAAACAGAACAACAUAUUGAAGAAGCCGAACCAGAAGCAGAACCUUCUGAAGAAACGCCAUCGAGGAGGAACACUCCGAGCUCUAAACGGUUACCAAACUCUUCACACCCCUUAGCUUUAUGCUCUCGAUGA
Messenger RNA from Caenorhabditis briggsae, 2331 nucleotides. The coding region runs from base 1 to 2331 and encodes 776 amino acids. Lineage: Eukaryota; Metazoa; Nematoda; Chromadorea; Rhabditida; Rhabditidae. Gene Ontology annotation, molecular function: ATP hydrolysis activity; ATP-dependent protein folding chaperone; ATP binding. The record is from RefSeq and is a predicted model, not a curated record. The transcript has 5 exons. Gene Ontology annotation, biological process: protein folding.